CCGCAAAGUAGAAAAGGACAUGUACGAGCAAGCCAGUAGUAGGGAGGAGUACUUUCACCUCCUGGCUGAAAAGAUCUACAAGAUCCAGAAGGAGUUGGAGGAGAAGCGGCAGAAGCGGAUGCAGGAGACAGGAGGUACCAACGCUGCUGGAGGAGGUGGUUUAAUUGGUGCUCCUUUAGUAUCGUUUCAGUUUGCGGUAACACCGUGUGAUAACUUGUUGCUCAGUAGAUAUUUAAUUCUGAUAAAGAACUUGUCCUGCGUAUUAUCAGCUUUCGCUAAGUAGUGUUUAGUUCUGAUAAGAACAGUCCUGC
This is a messenger RNA of Patiria miniata (bat star), 311 nucleotides long. RefSeq names its product histone acetyltransferase p300-like. Gene Ontology annotation, molecular function: transcription coregulator activity. Lineage: Eukaryota; Metazoa; Echinodermata; Asteroidea; Valvatida; Asterinidae. The record is from RefSeq and is a predicted model, not a curated record. The coding region runs from base 20 to 283 and encodes 87 amino acids. Gene Ontology annotation, biological process: regulation of DNA-templated transcription. The transcript is spliced from 2 exons.